UCGGGUUCAAGGUCUCCGCUGUUUAACCUUUUACCACGUCAAUUGUACACCACCGGGCUGUACGAAAUUGUUGUCAAUUUAGGCGUGCUAACGGCAUUUGAUCAUAAGAGUGACAAUGAAUCCUCUUUUGUACAGACCGCCCCCAAAUCCGCACUUUCCUAUGAUGCCGUAUUUAGCCGGGCCUUUACCUCAGAGGCGUGAUAUUCAAGAGGAGGAAGAUCUGGCAAGCGUGGCGUUACAAGUGCAGAAGAAGCGUUUUUAUGUAGAUGUAAAGAGAAAUAGGAGGGGUAUCUUCAUGAAAAUUGCUGAAGUUGGUUCUGACGGUCGGAAAGCUAGAAUUCUGUUAACAUUACAAGCUGCAGUUGAAAUCAAAGAUAAGCUGAAAGACCUUAUUGACGUUCUUAAGGAGAUAAAGACAAGUGAAGAAGAAACCUCCGGGACUCAAAACUCAGAUGAGAACAAGACUCCAGACGCACAGGCUACAAACAGUCUAAUUAAAUCUCACAUAGUUAAUUAUCCUUACCGGCGUUAUUUCCUCGAUCUCAAACGUAACAAAAGAGGACAUUUCCUUAGGUUGACGAUGCUGUCCACCUUGAACAGAAUACAACUCGCUAUUCCGUCCCAAGGAAUGACGGAUCUGUACAAUGCUAUCAGUGAUAUGCUAGACAAAUGGUGGGACGGUUCAGAAGCCAAUGAAAACAAAUCUGUCAACUUACCAGAGUCCAAGUCCCUAAGGUUUGACAAUCGAACUUUAUACUUCGACUCUUCUUUCAACCGUUUUGGAACAUAUCUGCGUAUUUCGGAAGUCCGGACCGCGUCUAGGACUGCUAUAACUAUUCCAGGUCGUUCGCUCACUCGCUUCAGGGAUAUCAUCAAUGGAUUAACUGAAGACUUAUCCAAUGUCAAGAUAAACAAAAAUUCUGAUGAGCAAACACCGAGUAAUGAAAGCCCUAAUACACCUGAUAAUACUGAGUCAAGUGAACCCCUUGUAAAUGGUGAAGCUUCGUGAGUUCACAACAUCAGACUUCAUCUUUUCUGUAUUUGACUUAAAUGCCUUCAAUGAGUAAAUGCACAAUUAUUAAAAAUUAUCUUCUCUGGUGCCUUUCAUAUUUUUAAUCUGAUUUCUACUGGUCUCAUCUGAAGAGUACUAGAUCGAUUACUCAUAAUAUGUAGAAUAAAGAAUAAUUAUGUAACGUUAGCGCAUAUAGAUUAUGGUGGUAUAUGUCAGUAAAUUAGUAUUGUUCACCGCACAGCAGGUUACUUGUAAUAUCCAGGUGGAUGAUUUUUGUUGUUUAAAAUUGUAGCAGUCUUUUUAACACUUACACUCUUGACAUACUAAGGUAGUGGUGAUUAUGUGGAUUUCAGUUUCAUGAUUUUUUAAAUACGUGAAGUAGAAAUUACUUAGCCUCAGAUGAGUGACUUACUGUUUUUUCUUUUACCGUAAUCUUCUUUCGAAAUGUAAAGGCAUUAUCAUGACUGUCUCAAUAAGUUCCUGUAUUUUACAUUACAGGUGGUCAGAAUUUGUAAUCAUUGUCUAGUCAUUGUGGUUGUAUUUAAAACUGAUAUUUCCCUGUUAUCAUUUUACAUGUCAAAGUGUUUAUUAACUACCUUCCUGUUCUCUUAAACUGAAAAUAUGUGCGGCAAACUCAUAUCAUUUAACCGUGUUGGUAGAACAUUAGCCAUUUCUUAAGAUAGGAGAAUGCCACCCAGUGGUUGCCAUUCAAG
Messenger RNA from Trichobilharzia szidati, 1725 nucleotides. The record is from the annotation of a GenBank genome assembly. Lineage: Eukaryota; Metazoa; Platyhelminthes; Trematoda; Strigeidida; Schistosomatidae.